This is a messenger RNA of Pomacea canaliculata, 5975 nucleotides long. RefSeq names its product vesicle-associated membrane protein/synaptobrevin-binding protein-like. Lineage: Eukaryota; Metazoa; Mollusca; Gastropoda; Architaenioglossa; Ampullariidae. Gene Ontology annotation, cellular component: plasma membrane; endoplasmic reticulum membrane. The record is from RefSeq and is a predicted model, not a curated record. Gene Ontology annotation, biological process: endoplasmic reticulum membrane organization. Gene Ontology annotation, molecular function: FFAT motif binding.
AUUACAGCGAAUGUAUUGCGCAUGCGCAAUCCACAUAGGAGGGUUAAAGAACAGAUGCUGAAAUUCAUGAAAUUAUUCCACUAAUUUAUUACGAUAUUCAUCCUCUUCUCUCUUCAGAAAUGGCGAAGACAGAUCAAGCACUGAUUCUGGAUCCACCUAGCGAGCUGCGUUUCAAAGGACCCUUUGUAGAUGUGGUGACAGCAGAUUUGAAACUGACAAACCCCACAGAGAAAAGGAUAUGCUUUAAAGUCAAGACAACAGCACCAAAGCGCUACUGUGUUCGACCCAACAGUGGGAUUUUGGAGCCCAAUAAAUCAGUUACUGUUGCAGUGAUGCUUCAACCUUUUGAGUAUGACCCUAGUGAGAAGAACAAACAUAAGUUCAUGGUGCAGUCUAUGUAUGCCCCAGAUGGAAAAAUAGAGAGCCAGGACCAGCUGUGGAAGGAUGCUCCUCCAGAGAGUUUGAUGGACACAAAACUGAAAUGUGUUUUUGAGAUGCCUGAAACUCCACCACAGGUUCCAGUCCAGGAAUCAAUGCAGGAAGAAAAGGCAAAGAUUACAAAAACGGAACCAGUGACCCCACCAAAGACAAUUGGUGGAUCAGGUGACGACCUGAAAAGAAUGGCAGAUGAAAAUCGUAGGUUACAGGCAGAGGUCAAUACAUUGACAGAAAAUAACCAACUGAAGGAUGAAGGUACCAGGCUGAGGAAGAUAGCCAUGUCAGACACUGUGUCAUCCACUCCAUCUGUUCCUAGCCAUUCAUCAAUGUCUACAGUAUCCACAGCUAAUCCCUUUCCUCCUGUUGUCUACAUCAUUGCUGCGGUUAUCAUUGGUCUGUUGAUCGGAAAACUUAUCCUCUGAAAAACUCUUCCUGCCAUGUCACAACAAAGUUGUGAAUAAAUACUUUGUAAUUAAGGACAGUCCACCUCGCAAGACUUGACUGAUUGUUACUGAUUUUGAUACUUCUGCACUGCCCUUCCACAGGGACAUUUCCUUUCUUCACCAAUAAAAUAGGGGAUUAAAAAGCCUAGAAUAACGUACAAACUAGGAUUUGAUUGUUAGAUGUUAGCUGUCCCAGCUAAUGUCUCAAGUGCUUUUUCUUAAACAUGGAUUCAAAUAUAUGGAAAUAUGGGUUUUGAGGGACAGACUUAAACUUAUAUUGCUAACAAGAUAUUGAAAUGAUCAUUUGGCAAUUGCCAGCCCAAGAAAAAUGCAGCAUUCUGAAUAGCUAUCUUUGAAAGAUUGAAUGCGAUCUUUUUGUUUUCAUGAAUUCUCAGACAGAUGUUAAAAGUGACAAAAAUGAAAAUAUUUGCAUUUAAAAUUUUCCCCUCACAACUUAGCAGAUAAUGGCAUUAAGGAGUUUUAUGGAAUCUAUAUUUUCUUUUAUAUCCAGGGCAGAGUACUCUGUGUGAAAAUGAACAGUGUUUCAUGUCCAUGGUGAAAUAAAUACAAAGAUGAGUGAUUCUCUUGGCAGUUUUGUCUGCUUUUUUUUUUUACCUUUUAUUGUAUGGAGUAAACUGAUAUUCAACCUAAUGGUUCAAUUUUUCUCUUCAAACAACAAGCAUUAGUGAUGAUUUUGCAGCCCCUGUAAGAUGUAUUUAAAGACAUUUUAAAGAAUAUUAUUCAGUCAGAAUAUCUUCAUCUGCUUGGUUCUUUUUUUUUCUUUCUCCUGAAAAGAUGACAGUCGAUAUUCAUGAGUUAAUGUCUAAGCCUAAAAAGGUUUUAGGGAGCUGAGGUUAUAUCCUCAGAAGUCUUCAAGUAUUACUGUUCUGUUCUAGAUACACGGUUUUAUUUGGUCCAGUAUGUACCAAAAGGCUUGAUUUAUUUUGAAUGUCAGGAAACUUUUUAGAAAUAAUCUUGAGCAUUCAUGAUAAAGGAGGAUCACAAUUAUAACAUAAUGAACUUGACAUCAGAAUCAUUAUUUGGGAUCAUAUGGGUUGAAAAUCCUUAUCCCUCUCCAUUUUGUAAGUGAGGAAUAAAAUCAGUUUAUAGUCCUAAUUUGCAUAUUGAUAGAGGCAACUGUAAAGGUUAGCUUGCAGUGUUUGGAAAUAGUGCUAUAUGGAAUGUGUUACAAUGCAAUAGAAUUUAUAAAAACAUUUCCCAAGGUGAUGCUUCGAAAAGUCACAAGGCCUGUAAAAUAUCUGGGGAAGCUUUUGACCUUAAAUCGCCUUUAUUCUGGUUUAAAUAAAGGCCAUGAACAGAUAAGCAAGUUAUAAAGCACAAGUUCUACAUCAUAUUGCACGUUAAUGGUAUUUUUACUUAAAAAUAUGAACACUUUAGCAGCACUGAAAUCAAUGUCUUCAUGAGCAUGCCGUCAUGAGUGUGUGCACACAGGUGUAAAAUGUGACUAAUAUUUAUCAAGAGUUCACCUCAGGUAAAAGACUGGUCAGUGGAAACAUUGAUAGGAGGGAGGGGGCAACCAAAUUCUCUUCAUUAGAGAUUUUUAUGCCAAGGAAUAGUUUUUUUCCCUUUUGUAAUAUUUGCGUAUUAUAAAAUUUUGAAUCUUAAAUUUAUCCUUGGGAGGUAAUUCCUUAUGGUUCAUUAAAAUGUUUAGCUUGACAGAUAUUUUCAAAUCCAAAUAGCUGAGACCUGCAAGUAAAUUGCCCAACUGGAUAAAAAGUCAAUUAACAGCUGCGUAUUUACUUUCAUAAUUGGACAUGUCCUGAAAUCAGCUGAACACUCAGGAAAACCAACAAACUGUCCCCUUUUUGUCUACCUUACUCUCCCGAAGAACAGCAAGAUGCAAGUUGUAAAUAAAUGGAGAUAAAGAAUGCUAAAAUGAGGAAUCUUAGGUUCCUUUCUACUUGCAGAUUGUCACCAAUAAAGUGAAGGUGACUGUCCCGGGUUCAGCUCUCAUCUUGGGCACACUGUUCUUUUGCUGCUUGUGACAUUUGUUUACAGGGCUGGCUACCUUGCAGCAAUAUAGCCUUAGUUGCUGGCUUGGCAUAAAACACCAGCCACUCCCCCAUCCCUCUACAGAAACUUUUUCAAGGAGGGGUUAACAAAAAUGCAAAGCUGAAGUUUUAAUCUCCAUUUUAAACAUGAUUGAGCCACACUUCAACUUAAAUCUUGCACUGUGGAAAACACUGUUAGACCUGAACGUUGCCGAUCAGCUUUGAAAAGGGCAUUAACAGUCAAAAUGAUACUGAAAUCCUUGCUGUUCUCAUGUGGUUCGUGAAUAUGAUAGGUUUCUUUGUUUAUUAACAGCCUUCAGGAAUCAGUACUUGCCAACAGUUUAAAAAAAACUGUCAGUACAUCAUUAAAGUUUAUUUGAUUUAGGAGCAUUUAUAAAGCAAUAUUUUUUAUUAAAAAUCCUUCAUUUUUCUGUGUAGGUCAAAGAGAUUUAUGUUGUAUUUCAGCUUGGUACAUUUUUCUUUGCUUGUGCUAGUUUAAGAUUUUGCAUACAGCAUUCUUCAUAAUGUAAUUUUCUUAAAAACUUAUGGUCAUAGAUCAUCGGAAUGAGUUUGUCUUAGCAAAUCAUUUAUGAUUUUUGUAACAGAGUCUGUUUCAGGAAAAUCAAUUUUUGAGUUGAAAGUGAGCUUGAGUCCGUCUCUGAAGUUCUGAACCGAAACCAGGUCUAAUGAAGAGACUGGUAUCAGAAUCUUAAGUGGUAUUGUGUUGUUUGCAAACGCAAAUAAAUGGCUCGACUGUAACAUUCAGUAUAGUGAGACCAUUUCAUCACAUUUUGAAAGAGUGUUUAGUGGUAGAUUUGUGCACAUAUGGAAAGCAUGUGGUUUUUGGUUUAAGCCUUCCUGAUCUCUUCUUGUCUGUAUGCCUUUAGAGAAAUUGAAUAAAUUUUGGGGAAUAAAUGAGAGGCCCAACUUGAAUUUAUGUUGUUGAGUCUUCUUCCCUAAAAGAUUUGGAGCAAUGUUUUUCUGCCACCCACAAUCCUUUCCCCUUAGAACAUAGAUUUUGUUCUUUUUAUGUGAAUAGCUAACAUCGUGUACAUGUGUAGAUCAUGUUAUGAAAAGGUAUAAAAGGGAGAGUCAGUAGUUUAAAAAAAAAAUACAAGCUCCUCCUCAAAAAAUAUCAUCAGCAAGAAUAGCCAUUUGUGCAUUAAUUUUUUUUGUCAAAUGAGAAAUAGACAACAGAAUGCAGAAGGUGUGCCUGUAGAUAUGAAGAUUGUAUUUCUUUUUUUUCUUUUUUUUUUUUUUUUUUUUAAUCUGUUGUAAAAUUUUGUGUUUUUUUAAAGGGUUUCUUCACUGCAACUGACAAGCUACAUAGAAUUUAAAAAUUAUUUACCUACAAAUAUAAUCAUUUUUGGAAAGGGAUGUCAUCUUGCCCAUAACAGAAGUAUGUACAAUUGUUUAGCCCUUUUUUUUUUUUCAAAAGAAUGGAACCUAGGAACAGGGUUUUUUAUGACUAAUAAUAUGAUCAGUCAGCCAACAGCUAACAUUUUUGCACAUUUUGUUUGCCUUAAGUUUCUGUUGAAAUCUGUGAACAAGAUGACAUAAUAAUUUUCUAUAGGUGGCAGAGCAUGUGAGCAUUUGAUUGGCCUUUGUAUGGUGAAGAACUGAACAGCGCAUAUUACAUUUCAUGAAUUCGUAUGGGCUUAUGCAGAUAAGGUUUGACUGGCUCCUGUUGAAAAGGAAUCAGGUGCUAGUUAUUCUUUCGAUAUGCUGUAACAGGAUGUAAGUGGACCUUAAUCUAAUAAUGGAUUGUUUAUCCAUUUUUAACAUUUUGACUUUUGCACCUCGGAUACAGAAGCCCCAGUCUGUAACUGCUUUAUUCCUUCAGGUAGAAUAUUUGUCAUUGCACUUGCGACCUCUAAUCAGCUCCCAUGGCUGACUAUAUUCUUGACAUUGUUGACACAUCAGUUUCUACACUCACAAGAUGAUUAUCAGAUUUGUUCCAAGCUGUAUAUAACUGCUUGCAGUUUGUUUUUUUUGUUUUUUAAGACCCUCUUAAGUACAGUGUGCCAGCAUCUCUUGCAGCUUACUCAGAUGAUAAUGUGUGCGUGAACAGGAGAGCAAGUAAGCUGUGUGAUUCAGAUGUCUGAAAGAAAUUCUAUUAGCAGAGAGGCAUCUGUAUGCAUUCAUUCUAAGAAUAUAAUAGUACAUUUCUGUAUUUGAUAUUUCACUAAAGGGAUUCCUGAGAGAAAGUUAUAUAUAUAUAGUUUAUACUAAGAUACACAGGUAAAUGCAACCAAUGUAUAUAGUCUGCUCUUGUCCUUAUACGCCAUAAUCUUUGGAAGCAGAAUUAAAGUGGUAAAUGCAGAUUUCUUUGUACAAAGUCCCUUGGUGAAAGGGCAAUAAAUUUUUACUUUGUAUCCAUUUUAGUGAAGAUGCAGAUGCGGGCCUACGUAGAAAUAAAAUGUAGGUGUGCAUGGAGGAAAAAAUUGGGAAAAAUCUGAAUAUAUGUAGUACAUGUCAGUGAUUAAAGUCAGGCUAAAGUAUUUGUGUAUAUUUUGUUUGGUGUGACUGUGAACGGCUUCUGUUACAUCCUUGUGCAAUAUGUGCAUUCUUGAGACUGUCUUUUGUGAAAAGUCUUCUUGCAGUUUUGAGUAUUCUGUAUAUAAGUUGUUCAGUCUGCUUUUCUUUGGAUGUUAUCUAUGCAGAGAAUCUUGUCAUGUUGAGUAUUUUAGUUUUUCCAGAAUGAAGCUUAAUCUACAUUCUGUCUUGCAGUGGCAUGAAUUGUGGCUGCUUUCUACAUUAUAGUCUAGAAUUGCAGCCUGUUUUUCUAGAGCACUAUUCAUUUUUAUAGAACUGCACAGAUAGAUCUGGGCGAUAUUUUGGGGGAGGGGUUAGCAAACAAGGUAGUAGUGAAUGAGUGAUGUGAAGAUGCUAUCAGAUAAAAUUUUGUAAUCUUUUUCUCCCCAAGUUUUAAAUUGUAUGGGUUAAAUGUUGAUGCCUUACAGUUGAGAGUAUAGUUUUUCAUUGCAGGCAUUCAAUAAUAAUGGUCUGAACUUUUUUUGCACUUGCGUGACAAAUGUUUCUGUUUCUCCAGUUUCAUUAAAAGUUGCUUCUCUCCAAUGUA